Caenorhabditis auriculariae is the source of this 1093-nucleotide messenger RNA. The record is from the annotation of a GenBank genome assembly. NCBI's taxonomy places the organism in Eukaryota, Metazoa, Nematoda, Chromadorea, Rhabditida, Rhabditidae.
AUGCGUUGCCCGGAUCUAGGCUCCGCCUCUUCUUCUCGUCAUGCGCUAACCCCGGCAAUAUCUUGCACACCUUGCGCGUAGGAAAAUUGCUCCUCCGGGUUUCGAGGAUUAAAGUUUUUAUAUACGCUAAAGGAUAUAUUAUCGCAAUAUUUCAUUUAAAUCAACUUUCGCAAUGAUUUUCUCAAUGAUUAGCCUGAAAAAUUUCAAGUUUAUGAAAUUUGUUUUCGGUUUCCUGAACGAGUCAAGCACUCUGAUUAUGAAUGAAAACCUUUAUCAAAAAAAGACCUUAAAAGUAUUUUUAUACUUAACAAAUGGGAAGAAUACUCUAAAGGAAAAAUUUACACAAUGAAAAAGAAAGGGAAUGAAAUUUGUUUUUACAGAAUCCAAGAGGCCCAUUUAUAGGAGUUUUCAAAUUUACGAUCCCAGGAAUACAUUUAUAUUCAAUCAUAAAAUUGCAUGAUGGGAAACUGAAUGUCUUUUUUCUUUAAACGAUUUGCUGCGAAAUUGCUUUUAGCGGCAAUAUGAAGAGUUCUGAGGUGAUACAAAAAAAUUACUCCAUCAGAAGGUUCAGAUCGGAGAUGCGCUAUAUCUUUCAAUUUCGAGCAAAAAAAUUAUUAAUCGCUAUUUUGUUCUUUCGACAGGAUUUACUGAUUGAAAAUAAGAAAAAAAUCAACAUACUUUUUGUAAGAAUGAAUGAAAUGAUAUCAGUUCAGUGUCAACAAAGGGCCGUAACUUUAUAUGAGACUUUCAUAGAAGGUGUCGAAUAAAGAACAACUUAUGUCGACUUAUGAAAAACAAGUUUGAAAUGUUUUCUAUUUUUGGGUAAUCAACGAUUCUAUCAAUUUCUUUCGAAGCCGAAAUCUCCCCUCGAACUGAUAAACUUCCGAGGAAACCAUCCAAUCAGUUUUGAAAAGGCCGUCGGCCACUCGAGUCUGCUGCUACCGCCGUCGUCGGCAAACACGACGGCGCACUCGGGAUUCUUCGGCUCACCUCCGAACGGCCACCACAGACUUUCCGGCUUUCCCCUCCGCCCGAGAUCGCUUUGGCCCCGCGCCAGUCAAUCGAUUUUAUCGUUCUUUGCUUGAUCCUGUAG